AUGACGGAAACGAUAGCUGUGCAGCAACACAGAGGUUCGUUCAGUUGGAAUCGUCGACCUUCCACUAGCAAGGUCGUCUGUAAGUUUUGGUUGGCUGGGAACUGCACAAAGAACCCAUGUCGCUUUGCGCACACGGAUGUUACUGCACCUGUCAAUCGUGUUUUGCGCUUGAAUCGUUCGAGUUUUAGGGAGUCCCAUGAUCAGAAAAAGCAGAAUACAAAACAAGAGAGUGAAGAAUGCAAGAUUAAGAAAAAGAAUGAGGUUAAAGAAUGUCAUCCUGAAGAAAGUGUCUCUGCUGAUACUACAGCAGGAGACGUCGAGAAGUCACAGUGUAAUACUAAGAUAUGUGAGCAUUGGAUGAAGAAUAGUUGUGUUCAUGGUAAAGACUGCAAAUUCCUGCAUUCUUGGUGUUAUGGCGAUGGAAUUACCAUGGUUGCUCAACUUCAGGGACACAAGAAGGCUGUCACUGGAAUCACUCUGCCAGCAGACUCUGAUAAGCUUUUCAGCAGUAGUAAAGAUGGGACUGUUAGAGUUUGGAACUGUCAUACGGGUGAGUGCAUUGGUGUAGCUGAUGUGGGUUCACCAGUUGAAAGUCUGAUAAGUGAAGGACCGUGGGUGCUUGCAGGAUUAGUAAAUCUGUCAAGGUAUUUUAUUGCGAAAUUUCAGUGUUCUCAUAUUUCUGGCUUCUGUGUAUUGUGA
This is a messenger RNA of Beta vulgaris subsp. vulgaris (sugar beet), 699 nucleotides long. Its product is annotated as zinc finger CCCH domain-containing protein 48. Gene Ontology annotation, molecular function: protein binding; metal ion binding. The transcript has 3 exons. NCBI's taxonomy places the organism in Eukaryota, Viridiplantae, Streptophyta, Magnoliopsida, Caryophyllales, Amaranthaceae. The coding region runs from base 1 to 699 and encodes 232 amino acids. The record is from RefSeq and is a predicted model, not a curated record.